Messenger RNA from Candidozyma haemuli, 2274 nucleotides. RefSeq lists its product as uncharacterized. Lineage: Eukaryota; Fungi; Ascomycota; Pichiomycetes; Serinales; Metschnikowiaceae. The coding region runs from base 1 to 2274 and encodes 757 amino acids. The record is from RefSeq and is a predicted model, not a curated record. The transcript is spliced from 2 exons.
AUGCUUCGUGACUUUGGAUCCAGACUUGUCAGUGCUCUAGCGGAACCUGCUACUUCUUGCAAGCCUCAUCAGACGAAACAGAUAAGCACAAGGCUAGUGAAACUACAUCCAGCUGCUCUCUAUACGCCCUAUGGGGUUCAAAAACGUCAUGAGAUGGAACAGCAGGAUGAAGAUAAAGACGCUAUAAAGCAAAGAAUGGUCAGCUUGUUCCAAAACGGCAAAUUUCAGGAGAUGAACCUACUUUUGCAAGAGUAUAGAAGUAAGGGCCUGACGCUUCCAGCCGAUGUACUUAAUGAAAUGGUCGAGGAGCUACGAAAAGAUGCAUCUGGAAUCAACGAAAACCAAGAUCCGUUGUACAAAAUUGACAUAGAGACGCCAUGGUUCAUCGGGAAGAAUAACCUCAAAGCUGCUGCGCAAUUUGGCAGCAUUUAUCCCAGAAUUCCUAGGUUUUACGAGGCAUUCCAACUCAUGCAGCUCAAUAACCUACGAAGUGCUAGUUCGAAGACGCUUGAAAAUGGUAUAUGGCUUUGCUACCACAUGGACGAUGCGAACAAUCUACAGCUGCUUCUAUACGCAUACUUACAGAAGCCAAAUUACGAUAGCAAGACAUUGAGCUAUGCAGUGAAUGCUUUCAUCAUCAACUACGAUGUUCAAUUCGCCAAGACGCUUUUCCAGAGCAUAGUACAGAUGGGCAAGGCGCUUGAUAGCCACCUUUUAUCUACCACGAUGGCCAACCUUGUGAAGGUUGGAGCAGUCUUCGAGAAUAUUGACAGCAUCCUCCAUACUUGGCUCAAGUCAGCUAACUGCUCGCUGCCUGAUGCUAAGACAACUGCAUUGCUUCUCAAACACUAUCUCAAGUUUGGCCGAGCAGAUGAGGUGAAGACCUUGUCACAAACAAUUGAGUCAUUAGGAUACAAGAACCAUUAUCUUAUUUCUAUGGCCAAACUCCAUUCUGAUAUCCAAAAUCGGAGUUAUGAUCAGAAACAGCAAUUGACACAGGGCGAUGUCAGUCAAAUGCUACUGAUCAGAAAUUCUGUUGCAUACAAUAGAUCAGCAUUACGCUCAUACUAUGAAUCAACUCUUGCCUUCCUUGCAAGACACUCCAAUACAAGCAUGCUUCAUUUCAUGAUGGAAGAAAUGAGAGCGGAUGACAUUAAGUUAUCCAAAUUUGCAUACGACGUCAUCAUACGGCAUUAUAUCUCUGAGAGAAAGUUCAUUCCACUCCUUUCGCUAAUGAAAUCUCUCUCCCAAUCGGUGGAUUUCGAACCUUACUAUGUUAAACAACUUUUUGAUGGCUUCGUUAGAGCAUACCCAUACGAGGGCGCUGAAAUAUCUCAUUGCUUAGAACAUUGGCUUCAGAUGAACCAGAGUAAGUUGGAUAUGGGUACGAAACAAAGAAUACUAGCGUCAUGCCGUGUUUCAAAGAUCCAAUCAAACCUCACUCCAUAUGCUCUCCUGAAAGACAGUUUGAGUAAUCACAAAAAGUAUGACUCGGCUGAAUGGUCUUCUAUAAAGCAUAGUCUUUUGAAGAAGUUAAAGGUGAAAAGUAAACAGCAAGUUAUUUUCAGAGUCAACAAGGGCUUCCGUGACGUUCUUCGGAAAGGUGUGAAGCCUGACUAUCACUUGCUUGAGAAUACGAUGAGAAAGCUGAACCAUUCAUACAGACUCGGAAUAUUGGGUAGUUUGGGGCAGAUGCGUAUGAAUAUGUGCAAGCCCAGGCUCGUCAUUCUACACGAGACGCUAUCAGAUCCUCCAAAAGAGAAGCUUAUUAAGUUUGUGAGGGAUGUUGAGCAAGACCUCAACACAAGCGACAAGUUCUUCCUUGCAAGACGCUUGAUGAACAAGUACGCUUUUGAGGACUCUUUGAGACUUCUCAAUUCCGUCACUAAGGAUGAGGUUGGAGAUCAACGUGAAAUGAUACUUCUCAACUUGAAGCUUCGUAACGAAAUCGCACUCAAUAACUUCGAAGAGUGCAAAGAGAUAAUCAAACGUUUCCCAAUCGACGAGAUAACACUCAGUCCUUAUAUCCUCAAACAGUGUUGCUACAUUGAAAAGUCACUCAUUAAGAAGAUAAAGGCUCUGGAAGCCAGUAUCACAUCAAAGCUUCAUGAAAUGACAGAUUCGAUGCAGCAGAGCUUGGAUGCCUUGGGCGGUCUCAUUGGAGACAUUGAGCUUAGACUUCAGCUGGACAAAACAGACCUCAAGGAUAAGGUCGUGGAGAUGCUCCAGAUGUUAGACCAAUGGAUUAAGAAAUCCAAUCAUGACCAUCGUUAA